Alligator sinensis (Chinese alligator) is the source of this 8812-nucleotide messenger RNA. It is a transcript of the gene BRWD3, whose product is annotated as bromodomain and WD repeat domain containing 3. Gene Ontology annotation, cellular component: nucleus. The transcript has 37 exons. Gene Ontology annotation, biological process: cytoskeleton organization; regulation of cell shape; regulation of transcription by RNA polymerase II. Bases 1 to 5340 code for a protein of 1779 amino acids. Gene Ontology annotation, molecular function: protein binding. NCBI's taxonomy places the organism in Eukaryota, Metazoa, Chordata, Crocodylia, Alligatoridae. The record is from RefSeq and is a predicted model, not a curated record.
AUGCGUGUGGAAGGAGGCAGCACUGUUGCUUGGCCUGCUGCUGAACACGGAGCUCAGGCUUUGGCUAAGGUCAAGAUUUCCACACCCCAGCUCACAAAAGCGGGGAAGCUGAAAGGCAGAGAGCUUGAUCCUUUACGUGCCACAUUGCAAGUGGCAGUCAAUGCACACAUCCCUCCGGAUUAUCUUCUUAGAAUCUGUGAGAGACUUGGACCCCUUUUAGACAAGGAAAUCCCACAGAGUGUUCUUGGAGUGCAGACUUUACUAGGUGUGGGACGGCAGUCUUUGCUAAGGGCAGCAAAAGACUUCAGGCAUACGCUAUGGAAGGGAUCUGCAUUUGCAGCUCUUCACAGAGGCAGGCCUCCCGAACUACCUGUCAAUUAUGGGAAGCCACCAAAUGUGGUAAAUAUAAUUUCUGCCAGGCAACUAACUGGAUAUGGACGCUUCAGCCAUUUGUUCCCAUCAUCCACCUAUCAAUACAUGAAGAUGCACAAGAGGAUUCUGGGGCACUUAUCAUCUGUGUAUUGUAUAGCAUUUGAUCGCAGUGGAAGACGUAUUUUCACAGGCUCAGAUGACUGUUUGGUGAAAAUCUGGGCUACGGAUGAUGGACGUCUGCUUUCAACAUUGCGAGGGCACUCAGCUGAAAUUUCUGACAUGGCUGUUAACUAUGAAAACACGCUGCUUGCUGCAGGCAGUUGUGAUAAGGUAGUCAGAGUGUGGUGUCUUCGAACCUGUGCACCUGUUGCCGUUCUGCAGGGCCAUUCAGCUUCCAUUACUUCCAUACAGUUUUCUCCAGCAAGAAAAGGAACAACACGAUACCUCACUUCUACUGGUGCUGAUGGAACAAUCUGUUUCUGGCAGUGGCAUGCUAGUACAAUGAAAUUUAAGGAUCGUCCUGUGAAAUUUGCUGAAAGAUCCAGACCUGGCGUUCAGAUAUCUUGUUCAUCUUUCAGUUCUGGUGGCAUGUUCAUUGCAACAGGUAGCACUGAUCAUGUGAUAAGAAUAUAUUAUUUGGGCUUGGAAUCUCCAGAGAAAAUUGCUGAGUUAGAGUCCCAUACGGACAAAGUGGUUGCAGUUCAGUUCUGUAACAAUGGUGACAGCUUAAGAUUUGUCAGUGGGAGCAGAGAUGGAACAGCAAGAGUAUGGCACUAUCAGCAGCAGGACUGGAAGAGUAUAGUCUUGGAUAUGGCUACUAAAAUGACAGGGAACAGCGUGGCAUCUGGGGAGGACAAGAUAACUAAGCUAAAGGUUACUAUGGUGGCUUGGGAUCGAUACGAUAGCACUGUCAUUACAGCAGUCAACAACUUCCUUUUGAAAGUGUGGAACUCAUCCACAGGGCAGCUUCUUCAUAGUUUAUCGGGCCAUGAUGAUGAAGUUUUUGUCUUGGAAGCUCAUCCAUUUGACCAAAGGAUCAUACUUUCUGCAGGUCAUGAUGGGAAUAUUUUUGUUUGGGAUAUUGACAAAGGAACCAAAAUUCGCAAUUACUUUAACAUGAUUGAGGGCCAAGGCCAUGGUGCUGUUUUUGAUUGCAAAUUCUCACCAGAUGGACAGCAUUUUGCUUGCACAGAUUCACAUGGACAUCUGCUAUUAUUUGGUUUUGGAUGCAAUAAAUAUUAUGAAAAGAUUCCAGAUCAAAUGUUCUUCCAUACGGAUUAUCGACCACUGAUUCGUGAUGCAAAUAACUAUGUGCUAGAUGAACAGACUCAACAGGCUCCACAUCUCAUGCCUCCCCCAUUCUUGGUGGAUGUGGAUGGAAAUCCUCAUCCCACAAGAUAUCAACGUUUGGUGCCAGGACGGGAGAAUUGUAAGGAUGAGCAACUCAUUCCUCAGCUGGGAUAUGUGGCUAAUGGUGACGGGGAAGUAGUUGAACAGGUGAUUGGACAGCAAACCAAUGACCAGGAUGAAAGUAUUCUUGAUGGAAUGAUUAGAGAACUGCAGAGAGAACAAGAUCUGAGACUAAUUAAUGAAGGCGAAACUGUCCCAAAUCCUCCACUUAAUAGAUCCCACUCUGUUAAUGGUGCUCUCAGAAGUCCAAGUUUGGAUGUAGCGUCUCCACCAAAUGUUGGUCUCAGACGGAGUGGUCAGAUUGAGGGAGUCCGGCAAAUGCAUCAUAAUGCUCCUCGAAGUCAGAUGGCCACAGAGAGAGAUCUCAUGGCCUGGAGCAGAAGAGUGGUGGUGAAUGAGCUGCCUCCAGGGGUUAGCAGGGUUCAGGAAGAACGCCGAGCUGCCAAAGGUGAAAUAGAAAUUGGUCUGUACAGUGUUGAAAAGAAGAGAAAGCCAUCUCACACCUCACAAAGGAAUGAUUAUCAGCCUGGCAGUGGACGAUCCCUGAGAAGAAACCAACGCAAACGCCAGCAUGCCUACCAAACGCGCUCCACCAUAGAACACAAUCAGCAAGGAGCAAGCCAGAAUGCACGUGUGCGGGAAGACUCAGAAAGCUCCUCUGAGGAAGAUGAGACAGUUGGUACAAGUGAUGCCUCCUUGGAUGAUCCCGUGGCUACAUGGCAAAGUGAAAGCAGUUCCAGUGAUUCAUCAAGUGAAUAUUCUGACUGGACAGCAGAUGCUGGAAUUAAUCUUCAGCCUCCAAAAAGACAAACCAGACAGGCAGCUCGGAAAAUUUGUAGCAGCUCUGAUGAUGAAAAUAUCAAGGAGUCUAAAGGAGUGGAAGAGAAAAGGAGGAAACCCAAACAGCCUAGAAAAAAGAAACCAAGUGGAUUACUCUCAAUGGAAGGUGAACCCAGUGAAGAGUGGCUUGCCCCCCAGUGGAUUUUGGAUACCAUACCCCGUCGUUCACCCUUCGUCCCACAGAUGGGAGAUGAGAUCAUCUACUUUAGGCAAGGCCAUGAAGCUUAUGUGCGGGCAGUAAGGAAGGCCAAAAUCUACAGUAUUAACAUGCAAAAGCAACCAUGGAACAAAAUGGAACUCAGGGAACAAGAAUUUGUGAAGACUGUAGGAAUUAAAUAUGAAGUUGGGCCUCCAACGCUCUGCUGCUUGAAGCUUGCAUUUCUAGAUCCAAUCACAGGAAAAAUGACUGGAGAAUCUUUUUCCAUUAAGUACCAUGAUAUGCCAGAUGUUAUUGACUUCCUUGUGCUGCAUCAAUUUUACAAUGAAGCCAAAGAAAGGAACUGGCGGAUUGGGGAUAGGUUUCGCAGUAUAAUAGAUGAUGCUUGGUGGUUUGGAACUGUGGAGAGUCAGCAGCCUUUCCAGGCAGAAUAUCCUGAUAGUUCCUUCCAGUGCUACUGUGUUCACUGGGACAAUAAUGAAAGAGAGAGGAUGAGUCCUUGGGACAUGGAACCAAUUCCAGAAGGAACUGCUUAUCCAGAAGAGAUCGGUGCUGGAGUUCCUGUGACCCCAGAAGAACUAACAGCUCUGCUGUACAAACCCCAAGAAGGAGAAUGGGGAGCCCAUUCCAGAGAUGAAGAAUGUGAACGAGUUAUUCGGGGGAUUGGUCAACUGCUUUCCCUUGAAAUUGCUAACCCCUUUGCUGUUCCAGUGGAUCUUAGUGCCUAUCCCAUGUAUUGCACUGUAGUUGCUUAUCCAACUGACCUCAACACAAUCAGGAAGAGACUUGAAAACAGAUUUUAUAGGAGAAUCUCAGCGUUGAUGUGGGAGGUACGAUACAUUGAACACAAUGCUAGGACUUUCAAUGAGCCAGAUAGUCCUAUAGUUAAAGCAGCCAAAAUUGUAACAGAUGUCUUAUUACGCUUUAUUGGGGAUCAGAGUUGUACUGAUAUAUUGGAACUAUAUAACAAAGUGAAAGCAGAAGACCUAAGCAGUACAGAUGAAGAAGAGGAGGUGGCAGAAGUAGAUGUAGAUUCAGAUGCUCCUGGAACCUCCUCUGGGAAAAGACGAGUAAGACGGCCGAUAAAAAGGCAACGUGUCAAAGCAAGCCCUGAUGCUUGGAAAGAGCAAUGCAAGCAGUUGUUAAGCUUAAUUUAUGAACGUGAAGACUCUGAGCCUUUUAGGCAGCCAGUUGAUCUCUUCUCCUAUCCCGACUACCGAGAUAUUGUAGACACUCCUAUGGACUUCAGCACUGUGAAAGAAACUUUGGAAGCUGGAAAUUAUACGAGUCCUCUGGAAUUUUACAAGGAUAUUCGCUUAAUAUUCUGCAAUUCAAAAGCUUACACUCCAAAUAAAAAGUCACGGAUCUACAGCAUGACACUUAGAUUAUCUGCCUUAUUUGAAAAUCACAUGAAGAACAUUAUCGCUGAAUACAAGUCUGCAAUGCAGCAUCAGAAGAGAAAACGGCCACGAUACCGAAAACGACUAAGAAGCAGUAGUAGUUCACCAUCUAGCAGCAGAGCAUCCAGCCCUAAAGGGAAGCAGAAACAAAUGAAGAUGCAGCCUAAAACCAACCAGAAUACCUCACUGCCUUUGACUAGGACUAGUUCAUCAGUUUCAUCUCAUGUUUCAGAUACUACAGAGGAACCUCUGGAUCCAGCUGUUGGUGAGAGAGAGGGCCAGCCCUCUUCCUCUGGCUCAAAUGCACAGAACCGAAGUGGAAACAAUGUUGAUCCAGGGAAAAACAGGCCUGUCAGGAGUAAAUCCACACCAGUUAAGCAAGAUCUUUCAUCUGAUGGACCACUUACAAAUGGUGAUGGCAGAGAGCCUCGGGUAGGAGUCAAGAGAAAAUUAAUAAGUGCAUCGGAAGAAGAUGAGCAUCUAGAGGAGGAGGAAGCAGACAAGAAGAGAGAAUUGAAAGAAAAAUCUGGUUUAUCUUCAUCAGGAAGUGGGGAGUCGGAAUCCAGUUCAAGUUCUGAAAGUAGAUGCGGCUCUGACUCUGACUCUGAAUCAACAUCUAGGACAGAUCAGGAUUAUAUUGAUGGAGACCACGACUAUAGCAAAGUUGUGCAAACUAAACCCAAAAGAAAAAUGAAGAGGAAAAUUGCCAAUGGGAAAAGAAAUUGGCAGGGCAGAGGCACAGGAAGGAGAGGUAGAUGGGGCAGAUGGGGUAGAUGGAGCAGAGGGGGAAGAGGUGGGAGAGGAGGAAGAGGCUGUGGCAGAGGAAGAGGAGGAGGCAGGGGAGGACGAAGAGGCCGAGGAGGUAGAGGAGCCUCCCGAGGAGCUGCCAGAGCCAAACGUGCACGAAUUGCCGAUGAUGAAUUUGAAAAUCUGUUUGGAGGACAGUUUGGUGAAAAUCUGUUUGGAGGGCGAUUCAGUAGACCACCCCGAAUUAAAACAAGGAACGAGGGCAGGAGAACUGUAUUAUAUAAUGACGAUUCUGACAAUGACAGUUUUGCGCACACCGAGGAUCCUCUGAACCUUGGUACUUCCAGGUCAGGUAGGGUGCGGAAAAUGACAGAAAAAGCCAGGGUCAGCCAUCUUAUGGGAUGGAAUUAUUGACAGAUGAAAACUUUGGAACAAUUUUAAAAGAACUUCAAUGGCCUUCUACUGCAGGGAUUUUAUCAGAACAUCUACCAAGCAAGUUGUGGGGGGACUCCACUCACUUAUCACAGUGGUGCUUUUCCAUUAUGUCAGUAUGCAUUUGUUUUAAGACUUCAGAUCGCCACACUUCAUUGGUCAAAAUAAGCCUUAUUCAUUAGGCCUUAAAUUACAGAAAUUCUUCCCCACACUACAACUCCAUUACAUUAAAGGAGCUUCCAGCUUCUCAAUAACAGCAUGGCAUUUCGAAUUAUGAUUAUGAAAUCUCUCCCUUGUUUUGUUUUUGUAUUAUAGAUAUAGCACCUUCUUACAGAGUUUUUAUAUGGUUUCUGCCAUAAAUCCUUAUACACAGUAAUAAUUAUAACUUUUGCACAAUACACCAAUCCUAAAGGCAGCUAUAAAAUGUUUACAGUUUCUAUAUUGUAAGAAGGAUCUGGAUUAUUUUAAACUUCCCAGGCCAAACUUUCAUGAAUUGUGCUGAACUGAAGUAUGCUUAUACUACAGUUAUAGGGGUCCUGAUCUGGUCUUUAUUGGUUCUUCAUUCAUGUAAAAAGUGAGAAAGGGUUGGUGCCUUGUAAAUAUGUAGCAAACCUUUGAUGUGGUGUGUCCUCAUGUGUGCAUUAACUUUAUUAAAAAGAGAAUACUUGAGAAGUAUCUAGACAAAAGGUGCCAAAUGCAAAAGUUACUUGCAUCUAUUUUCUUUUUGUCCUCUCAUAUUUUUAUAGCAUUAAUAGAGAUUGUGCAGCUAAGGGGUAACUUCAGCAUUUGAAAGGUUUCUCCUCUUCAAAGCAUUACGUGAUUUUUAAUAGUAGCUCAGCUACCUCUAUUCACAACCUUAAAGAAAAUAGAUGCUAUUAAGCAGUACUUAUUUGAAGAAGAGGUAAGAGGGAGUAUAGCAGGGAUGGAAUUGCUUAUUAAUGUUGGAAGUAACCAGUUUUUCAUGAUACUGAAACAAUCAUUUUCAAAGUUUUCACAACUCUCAGAAGCUUGGAGUAGUUGGUCAUUUCAUCUGUGAAGAUAGCCCAACAGUCUCCCUCACAGUUUCUGCUACUGCUUAUUCAAUGCAAAUUUGUGUUUCAUUUCAGUAUGAUCUUUGACAGUUUUAAGACGCAUAAACUGAGCUAUGGUGUGUCUGCUGGUUGCUCUUAUUUUGUAUCGUUAGUGAUAAGUUUCCAUUCUUAUUGUUGAAGCAGAUUCUUGUAUCUCAAGCUUCCAGAAAAUAAUUCAUGUUUGCACUGUAUUCUUACCUUUCAUUAUACUGAAAAAUAAUAAUUUAAAGAUGGAGGUUGUUGUGGUAGAAAUAAUGUAGUAUCGCAAUACAGUAUGAUGAUAUGAGGGACAUUUUAAGUUUAUAUGAUCACUUUGUAGUCUGGCUCGUUAGAGUCUGUUAGAAAGAUAUCUGGGGCUUUCUAUCUUCAUUCUAAAUUAUACUUAACUGGCCUCUGACUUGAGUGGCAUAGAGAUAGCCAAUGAAGAGAGAGGAAACUGGAAAAUCAAAAUAAAUUAUGGGUUAGAAUUUUAAAGUGAGGUUUCUUGACCCAAUGACUCUAAUUUGUUCUUCAGUGCACAGAGUCUGUCACUUGGUCAAGAAUUCUGGGAGCAGGAAGAUGAAGCCUAUAUACUCACACACCAAUGAAUUUUGUUUUAACCUUCUUUCUAUACUGUAAUAUACAUUAUCUGGUUCAUCUCUUUCCAAUAUUUCUAGUUGGUUGCAAAAUAACUCCAAAAAAAAUACUGAGGAGUCAGAACUCGGAUGAGAGAGAAUAUUUUAAAUAGUUCAUGGCAUUAAUCUAACCUUAUGGUACAGUUAAAAAUUCCUCAGACUUUUUUUAUUAAUUAAUUACUGUUCUGUAUAAACCAAAACCUAUUUCUGGUCAUGAUUUCAAAUUCUCCAGUUUAACAAAGAAAUGGAUACCUAAGGUCUCCAAGCUCUGUAAUGGGCUUUGGAGUGCAAAUGUCUGUCCAGUCUGCUCAUGUAUUUAGAAGAAAGCUUCUUUUCUAGAGCUGUUGCUCUUCCGUCCGGCCUAUGGUGAACACGAAACAAAUGGAUACAUCAGUUUAUAAAAAUGAUCAUACACCUUUUACAUUAGUUCUGUUCCACUAAUAUAAAUGCUAUGAUUCCUAUUCUAAAGCCUGAAAUCUUGAAAUGCAGAAGAAAUGCUGUUUAUACAUUUCUGCCUGGCUGAAGCUCCACUUAUUAAUUUAUUGGGGGAGGGGGGAGAGUUAAAAUAAUGGAUUCCUGAGAAAACAUGCUUUUCUAAGUAAAUGUAUUUUAGCAGCAAUUAGAUUAAAGUUAAAUAUGUUCUUAAAUGUAUCUUUUCUAUGUAAUGAAGUACUGUGAAGAUACCAGUAAAGCAGCACUUUGCUGUGGUGUAAGUAUUACUCUCCAUUUGUGUUACAUGAUUAAGAGCUAGACAGCAGGGUGUGCUAGAACAACAGAACUAUUGCUUAUUGUACAGAAUCUGCUGGGGUUUUUUGUGCAUGCAAAACCGUUUUAUAAGCAUGAAAGAAUUACUUGUUUUGAAAAAUGUUAUUUUACUUGGUUUUGUAUCUGCAUUCUUUUUCGACCUUAGACAUUGAUUUCUCAUAUAGCCUCAUUCUGUGGAUGCAUUAUAAUUUUGUCAUAAGUUGAACACUUUAUCUCAGCUGUUGAUGUUCAAUUAGAAGCUGCUUGAAGCUGCAUAAAACUUGAUUACAGCCUGCGAGGUGCAGCAGAAGCAGUGAUACAAGAAAAUCCUUGCACCAGUGGUUGCAAAAUAGAUUCUUCAGAUCCUGAUCCCAAACCUCUGUGCCCAGGUUGUGCCUCAUGAAGUCAUCAGGGUUCCAGGUUGGCACAGAGCUCUGCCUGAAUAAAGUUUACUGCAGGACAAGAAUCAGAGACUUUAUUCCAGCUUGUUUUAACAAAUAUCUUUUAUUUGAGCCUGCUCUUUAUCGCAUGUCUCUGAAGGUAUUUUGAUUAUAUAUUUAAGACUCCACAGUUAAUGAGAUCACUGAUCAAACUAUAGAUCCUCUGUCGAGAUGGGAUAAUUUUCAACUAGGAGUGCUUCAAAGCUUUCUCCAUGUGUGACAAUGAGUGUGUGCAGAAAUUUUAAAUAGUGCCUGUGGCCUGAGGGCAUCCUGUUCCCAACAUUAGGAAACCUGUCUGCAGUAGAACCACCAGUUUGCAAUCAUCUGUUAAGCCCCAUCACACCCUUGCUCUUUCACAACGAGGGGUGGGGGGGACACUGAAAACUUGCACUGUCUCUUGAAUUCUUAAGUUUGUUUUGGCCUCAUCUCUCCUUCUGGUCCAGUGAUGAAUCUGUCACUAGCUCAUCAGUUCAGCCCAGAUUUUUCCUCUUGUGUUAUGUACAUCUGUUCUAUCCCCUUCUGUUCUGUGUGUCUGUUUUAUUCAACUUCUUUUCUUUUUCUGUCCCUUCAUUGUCCCGCCCCCCGC